Molecule: messenger RNA, 1608 nt
Organism: Aspergillus versicolor CBS 583.65
Lineage: Eukaryota; Fungi; Ascomycota; Eurotiomycetes; Eurotiales; Aspergillaceae
Exons: 2
Coding region: 1-1608 (535 amino acids)
Biological process (GO): transmembrane transport
Molecular function (GO): transmembrane transporter activity
Source: RefSeq, a predicted model, not a curated record
AUGUCUGACCUGCCUGUCCCAGGCACCGUCCGCCUCAUCGACGCCGGCGGCGACUUGUCCGUCAAGCACGGCGACAAAGCUGAUAUUGUCCUCAUCCCCCAACCCAGCUCCGACCCCGAUGACCCCCUGAACUGGUCAUGGCGUCGAAAGACACACAACCGCGCCUGGCAGGUGAUGUGGACCUUCAUCGGGGUGGCCAUCACCUGCGCCCUUGCCCCGGCCUAUCCCAUGAUUGAAGACGAGACCAGCAUUCCAAUGGCCAAUAUUACGACUGGCGUCGGCCUGAUGUAUCUCUUCCUCGGAUGGGGGAAUGUGAUUGUGCAGCCCUGGGCGAUGUAUUGUGGUCGUCGCCAGGUCCUGCUUGCGUCGCUGCUUGCGACCUCCCUGACCGUGCUGUGGUCUGCGUACGUCAAGUCCAGCGGCGAGUGGUACGCGAACCGUAUCUUAAUGGGAAUUGCCAAUGCCCCUGUCGAGACGCUGGUUGAGAUUCUCGUCACUGAUCUGUCAUUCACGCAUGAGCGAGGUGGGUACAUGAGUGCGUAUACAUGGACGCUCUUUAACGGUGCCUUCCUGGCUCCGAUUGCCAGUGGCUAUAUUGCAAAGAACAUGGGCUGGCAGUGGAUUCAGUGGAUUGGGACUAUCAUUGGCCUUGUAACGACUGUUAUCAUGUUCUUCUCGUUCGAAGAGACCAUGUUCUUCCGCAAAACUGGUCCAGUUGAGUUCCUGCAGGCUGGUUCCAAGGACAUCGAGGAGCCAGGAAAGUCUGCUGAAAGCAAAGACACCACCCCCCCUGAGGUUGAUAUCGCGACUGGAGAGAUAGCCCCAUCCUCCAAAUGGCACCGCUAUCUGCGAACCCUACGCCUCUGGGGCUUCCGAGCCCCCGACCAGCCCCCCUUCUCCUUAAAACUUUCCCUCCUCCCCUUCGGCCUCCUCCGCUACCCCGUAAUCUGGUUCGCGGGGAUCCUCAUCGGCAGCAUCCUGGCCUGGUUCAACGUCCUCAACACCACAACAGCCGAGAACUUCGGCAGCGAGCCCUACAACUUCACCACCAACCAAACCGGCCUGACCUAUCUGGCCAACGUAAUCGGCUCAACAAUCGGCUGCUUCCUCGGCGGCUCCCUCAGCGACAUCGUCGCCGAAUUCCUCGCCCGCAGGAAUAAGGGCAUCAAGGAGCCUGAACACCGGCUGUGGCUGGGUAUUAUUCCCCUGCUCUUACAUCCAGCCGGAUUCCUCUUGUAUGGCAUCGGGGCCGCGCAGAAAUUACACUGGGUGGCGCUGGUCUUUGGGAUUGGAUUCAUUUCUGCGACGUUGCCUAUGGGGUCGCUGAUUGCGUUGAAUUAUGUGAUUGACUGCUAUAAGGAGGCAGCUAGUGAAGCUAUCGUUGCUGUUAUCCUUAUCCGGAAUACAAUGGGAUUCGUCAUAACCUAUGCCAUCUCACCUAUGAUCUCGAAUAUGGGCCUACAGAAUGCGUUUAUCCUCGUCGGAUGCCUAGGGGCGGCUAUUUGGGGGACUUGUUUCGUGGCGAUUUGGGCGGGCAAGGCGUGGCGGGUGAGCUCGGUCAGGUCGUAUUGGAAUAUUGUCGAGGUGCAUAAUUUGCAGGCUCAUUAG